AUGAGACACAGUCAGCAAUUUGUUUGCGAAUCAAAACCAACCACAGUAUAACGCAUUUUUUCAGUGCAACUAAAUAUUUAAAAAAAAAACCGUUUCAUUUCAGUUUCACCAGAAAACAUAGUACACGCAAUAUUUAUCGUGAAGUACUCUUUAGUUGCCGUCACUGUUGAUAAAUAGAAACUAAUUUUUUAGUUAAAUAAAUAUGAAGUCAAUUAUCUUAGUAACAUUGUUGAUUGGCAGCACAUUUGCGGUACCACCAAAGCAGCAACAACGUCAAUUACGACAAACGGAAUUCCAGCAGCCAACCACCGAACCAAUUCCGAUUAUUCGCCAGGAGCAAGAAGUUAAUUUUGAUGGAACCUACAAAUGGGCGUAUGAAACAGGCAAUGGCAUUAAAGCAGAAGAAUCAGGUUUCCUGAAAAAUGCCGGCGUUCCAGAUCAAGAGGCUCAGGUUGCUCAGGGAAGUUAUUCAUAUACUGCACCGAACGGCCAAUUGAUUAGCGUCACAUAUAUAGCUGAUGAAAAUGGAUUCCAACCACAAGGAGAUCAUUUGCCAACACCUCCACCCAUUCCACCUGCUAUUCAACGCGCAUUGGAGUACCUUGCUACAUUUUCAUCAACAGAAGACCCAUACGCAGCCGGAACUGAUCCAAGCUUGCGUGGAUAAAGGAUUUUAUAACGCAAUUGGAACAUCCGAAACUUGCCAUUGCAUUUUUAAAAAAAGAAAAAAUACACGAAAUUCUCCGCGACCUACAUUAUCAGAGAUCUGUAUUAGCACAUAACGCAACGAUAAAAAACAACUUCCCAAUUUUUUUCAAUUUCGACUGUGAUUCCCUGCAUCAACAUCGAAAGAAUUCACAUCAACAACAAAAAAUUCAUUCGAAUUCAGUGAGAUUCGAUGGCUUGUCAAUCACCCAUUCAUAAUAUGAAUACAUUUUUCCAGAAUAAUUAUUUUCGUAACGCGUUUGUUUUUCUCUUCCUCUAUUCGAAAACAAAAAACAAACAUAGAAUUCCGAUCAAAAAUUAUUAUCUUAUCCAUAUUACACAAUAAAUUGUUUGGUCCAUAUUUUUGGAUUAAACUAUAAUCUAAA
Messenger RNA from Sitodiplosis mosellana (orange wheat blossom midge), 1091 nucleotides. Its product is annotated as endocuticle structural glycoprotein SgAbd-8-like. Lineage: Eukaryota; Metazoa; Arthropoda; Insecta; Diptera; Cecidomyiidae. The transcript is spliced from 5 exons. Gene Ontology annotation, cellular component: chitin-based extracellular matrix. Gene Ontology annotation, molecular function: structural constituent of chitin-based larval cuticle. The coding region runs from base 203 to 667 and encodes 154 amino acids. The record is from RefSeq and is a predicted model, not a curated record.